Penicillium cosmopolitanum is the source of this 441-nucleotide messenger RNA. RefSeq lists its product as uncharacterized. Gene Ontology annotation, molecular function: catalytic activity; magnesium ion binding. NCBI's taxonomy places the organism in Eukaryota, Fungi, Ascomycota, Eurotiomycetes, Eurotiales, Aspergillaceae. The coding region runs from base 1 to 441 and encodes 146 amino acids. The transcript has 3 exons. The record is from RefSeq and is a predicted model, not a curated record. Gene Ontology annotation, biological process: oxaloacetate metabolic process.
AUGGAAGAAUCAAUCGGAUACCUGGAAUUCCUUUUCGCGCGCUCGGCAAUCGCUACUGCAGCACGCGCAGCCAACCUCCCCUCGACAAUCGAUCUCGUCUGCACAACAUACAAGUCUGAGAAAAGAGAUGGGUCGCCGCCGGCUGUGCUGCAGGAGGAGUGUCUUCAUGGACACCGACUUGGAUUCAAUGGCAAGCAGUGUAUUCACCCGUCGCAGGUGAGUGUUGCGAACGAUACAUUUGGUCCACAGGAGGAGGAGACGACGUGGGCGGUGCGGUGUGCGAUUGCUGAUGAUAAAGCUGCUGCCGCGGGGCGCGGAGCUUGGACUCUGGAUGGUAAGAUGAUUGAUGUGCCUGUUGCGCAGAAGGCAAGGGCUAUUGUUAGAAAGGCUGAGGCCGUCGGUGUCGAUAUUCAGGCAUUCAAUGGAAAUAGGCUUGAGUAA